CCCACCGCAUGCGUUCGUCGAGUAUAUAACUCCAUCUGAUGUCAUGACGAACCCCUUGCAACUCCCUGGAUGCCUAAAUAUCAUCUCAUAUCUCUCCAGUCCAGUCAAUCUUUCUGGUGCAUUGAGCAUCACUUGACUUGUCUUAACGUCGAUCCGGUGCAGUUGAAAUCAUGAAGUCGUAUAUACACUACGCCGUGCUCCUCCUUGCAGCUCCCUUGGUGACCGCGAAGAAGACCAACCUGCAAUGGGCGAUAUGUGAUUCAGACCCUCAAACGGUUCUUCGAAAGCUGGGACUGGGAACACCCGACCCUUACAAGGAGAAUCCGAUCACCUACUAUGACACAAACCCCCCGGUCUACAUCUCCGAUGGCCUCAUGUUCCGCACCAAGACCUCGAAAGGCGAAAACAUCUCCACGGUGAAAGUACGAUUCCAGCAGGAAACCUCCGAUGUCCCUGACUGCGCUGAGUGUGUUUGGGAUCGCUACGGCGAAAAUCCCACGUAUACCUGCGAGAAGCGAUGUCCCUUGCAAGAACCUAGCAUCUGGUGCGACCAACAAAUCGAGCUCGCGGAGCAUUACGAAAAUGUCAACUGGGAGGGGCUUACGAAUUAUGGCCCGUAUCAGAAUGCCAAGUGGAAGAUACGGAUCGAAGGUUAUAAAGCCAAGUUCGAUGACGUCGCUGCCGGCUCGCUACACCUAAUGGAAAUCGAGGCCAAAGUGCCAAAGCAGGAGGUAGAUAAGGCUUAUGAGGUAGUGACGCAACACUUAGAAAGCCGUGGGAUUGUAUUGUGUGACCCGCAAGAAGGGAAAACUGCCAGGCUUUUUCGCGCUCUGGGUUAUAUUGAGGAUAGGAAAGAUGAUCUUUAGAGAACGGUCGUUGGUUUCGUACUUUGUCUCUGCCUUGGAGGUUCUCUAGGAUGGUGUAUUGGUGGUAUAGGGGAG
This is a messenger RNA of Aspergillus pseudonomiae, 941 nucleotides long. RefSeq lists its product as uncharacterized. The transcript has a single exon. The record is from RefSeq and is a predicted model, not a curated record. Lineage: Eukaryota; Fungi; Ascomycota; Eurotiomycetes; Eurotiales; Aspergillaceae. Bases 171 to 866 code for a protein of 231 amino acids.